AUGCUAACAAUCCACCACCUCGAACGAUCCCAAUCCGAACGCAUAAUCUGGCUCUGCGAAGAACUCCACCUCCCCUACGAACUGAAAGUCUAUAAACGAUCUCCCCUCCUCGCUCCUCCUGAGCUGCAAGCACUACACCCCUCCCGCUCAGCCCCCAUAAUCCAAGACGGCCCCGUCACUCUCUCCGAAUCGGGGGCAAUAUUCGAAUACAUCCUUACGAAACACAACCCGACGCACGCCCUCACCCUACCACCCACUCACCCUUCCUACGCAAACUACCUCUACUUCCUACACUUCGCCAACGGGACUUUUCAGCCGGCGUUACUUCGGUAUGGCCUCGUCAUUAAGAACAACUUACAUUUACAGGAAGAAGGAGGAGGAAGGUUCAGUGCGCAGCUAGCGAUAAGGGGUUUCGAGCGCGCGUUGAGGAUUCUGGAUGAGAGGGUAAGGGGGAAUACGUGGUUAGCGGGGGAGGAGUUCACGGCUGCGGAUGUGAUGAUGGGGUUUAGUUUGACGACUAUGAGGGGGUGGGUGGAGUUUGGGUUGGAGGGGUGGGAGGGGAUUAAGGGGUAUUUGGGACGGGUGGGGGAGAGGGAGGGGUUUAGGAGGAUGAGAAUAUACACCGCAUCAGGAGAGUUAUGA
Aspergillus sclerotioniger CBS 115572 is the source of this 642-nucleotide messenger RNA. RefSeq names its product glutathione S-transferase family protein. The coding region runs from base 1 to 642 and encodes 213 amino acids. The transcript is spliced from 3 exons. The record is from RefSeq and is a predicted model, not a curated record. NCBI's taxonomy places the organism in Eukaryota, Fungi, Ascomycota, Eurotiomycetes, Eurotiales, Aspergillaceae.